Molecule: messenger RNA, 1116 nt
Organism: Seminavis robusta
Lineage: Eukaryota; Bacillariophyta; Bacillariophyceae; Naviculales; Naviculaceae
Source: the annotation of a GenBank genome assembly
AUGUUCGAAAACGUCGCUUCCAUUUCGACGUUGACCUGGUACAAAGGAGAUGUUGAGGUUAUAAGGCCAAUCCCUGGCUGGGAGGAUGCUUUGAGAGGCGAAAUGGAGAGGGAUCUAUCUAGAGAUACACCCUACGAAGAACUGGCGAACAAAGUCUUGAAACCGUAUGUGGUUGGGAGGGGCAUAGAUCUGCUGAAAGAUCCUUCCAAACCGUUUGUGAAAAUCACUUUGAUCCCUGAUCAGACUAGACCCAAAGAACGAUUUGCACUACUAGUCUCUCUGGCCCAUUGUGUUGGAGAUGGGCAUACCUUUUACACCCUUCACAACAUGCUGGAUUCAACCCGCCCUGUUAUCGCCCUGGUCCCAAACAGAAAGGCCCACGUCCUGGACGAUAUUGCAAAGGUACUGGGUGGACCCCUCUACGCAUCCUCUCUAUCAAAUCCACCGGUAGGAUUUAUCUUUCGAUUCUUUAAGGGCAUGUUUGUCUCUUCUGUUUUUGGACCCAAGACAGAAGUGCGCUUAUUUUGGAUUGACGAAAACUGGAUACAGCAAGAAAAGGAACUCGCUCAAAAGGACAUCACCGAGGGCUACGUGAGUACCAACGACGUCGUUACCGCCAGGUUCUUUGAAUGCACACAAGUAGAUGAGGGAAUCAUGGCUAUCAACUUUCGUGGAAAGAUUGACAACUGUCUGGACGUAGAUGCGGGCAACUAUUUCAACUACCUGGUUUGUCGUCCCUCUGACUACUCCAGCGCUCAUAUCAGAAGAUCCGUCCAGAAGACGCAAAACAACACUCCUCUGAAGCCUCAAAGCAAACCCUUGACUAGCUGGGAGCACCUGACGAGUAGAAGCUUUUAUGGGGCAACAUCCAAUUGGAGCACCUUUUGUAUGCCCGUCUCAUUACCAAACUGUGAAGAAGAACUGCACGUUCCCGUGCUGCCUACGGAUUCCAUCUCGUGCCCAGCGUCCUUUGUCACGGGGCUUUUCUUGUUUCGACCAGGAGCCUCCAAACGAGUGGCUGCCAUGUUUGCGGGACACCCCAGAGCAUUGGAGGCGGUCAAGGCCAGUGGCAUGAUGGGUGAGGAUGUCUACUCCUGUGACAAGCACAGCCUGUAA